This is a messenger RNA of Drosophila busckii, 3622 nucleotides long. RefSeq names its product REST corepressor (gene CoRest). Gene Ontology annotation, cellular component: histone deacetylase complex; transcription regulator complex. NCBI's taxonomy places the organism in Eukaryota, Metazoa, Arthropoda, Insecta, Diptera, Drosophilidae. Bases 332 to 2890 code for a protein of 852 amino acids. Gene Ontology annotation, biological process: regulation of transcription by RNA polymerase II; negative regulation of DNA-templated transcription. Gene Ontology annotation, molecular function: transcription corepressor activity. The record is from RefSeq and is a predicted model, not a curated record. The transcript is spliced from 11 exons.
CAGGACGCGUUUUAAAUUCAAACUCAACAAGCUUCCAAUGAACGCAUUGCGGUUUUCGUGGAAAUUCUGCAAAUUGAAAUUUGCCUAUUAAUUGUGUAAAUACAUAAGCGAAAGCAGCAGCAGACGCAGCGUUUACACAGCGCGUAUUCCAUAUCAAGCGCGUCCAUUAAUUGUUCUCUGUUUUGGGGCUGCGGCAUACCGAAAGUGGCGCAGACCGAGUAUAUAAAUUGCUCACAGUGCCGUCUACAAGAUUCUUUGACACGCCAACGGUAACAUAAUUAUCAGCACGCUGGAGAAACAAAAUAAACGCACACAGCUCAUACGCGACAAAAUGGUGUUGGCCGAGCGCAACACCAGCGACGUGGUGCGCAAUGGAAAUGGCCGGCGCUCACGUGGACCCAGCCCCAACACUCAUACGAGUGCUGGUGGCGGAGGCGGUGGUAAUACCACAAUAGGAAGCGGUAGCGGCGGUGGUGGCAACUCUGCAAAUGCCACUAAUGAAAAGGCCACAACAACCGCACUGGGUGCGGGCACACCAGAGAGCUCAGACGAUGAUAACUCAACAAAGCGUAAUGGAAAAUCCAAAGCCAAACAAUCUGAAUAUGAAGAAAAAAUACGUGUUGGACGCGAUUAUCAGGCAGUGUGUCCGCUGCUGGUGCCUGAAGUUGAACGCCGCCCGGAACUAAUGAAUGAACGCGCCCUACUUGUCUGGUCGCCCACCAAGGAGAUACCAGAUCCAAAGCUGGAGGAAUAUAUAUCGGUGGCGAAAGAAAAGUAUGGCUACAAUGGAGAACAGGCAUUGGGUAUGCUGUUCUGGCAUAAACAUGAUCUUGAGCGUGCUGUCAUGGAUUUGGCAAACUUUACACCCUUUCCCGAUGAGUGGACCAUUGAAGAUAAAGUGCUUUUUGAGCAGGCAUUUCAAUUUCAUGGCAAAAGUUUUCACCGCAUACGCCAGAUGUUGCCGGACAAGUCGAUAGCCAGCUUGGUGAAAUAUUAUUAUUCGUGGAAGAAGACGCGUCAUCGUAGCAGCGCCAUGGAUAGACAGGAGAAAAUGCUGAAAGCGGCUGUCAAAGAUGGCUCCGAGAAUGGCAGCGAGGUGGGCAGCAACGAGGAAUCUGAUAAUGAUGACAAGAAUUUAGUUCCUGCUGCUGUUUGUGACUGCGGUGGUAAUUACAAGUCCAAACCAAUUGCAUUGGCUAUGCAGAGGGCGAGCAACAACAGCAGCGCCACCAGCACCAGCAACAGCAACAAUGGUAAUGUCAGUGGCAAGUGCAAUUGCAAACAUGCUGGAAACAAUGGCAAUCAAACUGGCGACAGGAGCAGCAACCACAUUAAGAUCAGCAGCAAUACCAACACCAACACCAACAACAACAGCAGCAGCAGCAUCUUUGAUAUAGAAUCGGAUCAGUUAAGCAUCUUUAUCAACGAUGAUAUGCUGGGCUAUGGACUGCCCGGAUUUGGCAUACCCAUCGAUACUGAUAGCACCUACAAUGUCACCAACGGCAAUGGCAAUGGCAAUGGCAAUGGCAACGGGAAUGGCAACAACAACAACCAACGUGUUGUUGUGGGCGGCUUCUGCAAAAACUGCAAUGUUGUUUGCUACAUUCUGUUCGAUUCGCCGUUGGGUCGAAUGUGUAAAAGUUGUCACACCCAUUGGAGUCGCACUGGUAAUCGCCGUCCCAUCUCUGGACCGGAUAACAUAGUGUCCUCGAAACGCUCCUCUACGCUAAACAGCGGCGCUGCUGAUCGUUCUAAGCGUAAACCACCACGUGGCAUGUACAUAAAUCAUGAUGAUCUUUCCGCAUUGGCCGGCUGCCGUAAUCCACGCGAGUAUCUGGCCGAAGGCGAUAGGAAAAUUGCUGCCCUCAUGGCUGAAAUACAAAAGAAUAGGCAAGUGAUGGAGCUGCUGGACAAGGACUGCACUGACAUUGGACCGGAUGAGAGCGGCGCGAAGACAGCGGCCAGCACUGAGACAACAGCCGCUGCUGCACAGCCACGCAUUUCAGCACGUUGGUCAGCCGAUGAGAUACAGGUGGCCCAGCUAGCUCUGCGCAACUUUGGCAAAAACUUUGCGAUGAUAGCCAAGGUCUUGGGCACAAAGACGGAGGCGCAUGUGCGCACUUUCUAUGUUAGCAACCGACGUCGUUACAAUUUGGAUCAAAUUGUUAAGGAAUAUGAGGCUUUGGCGUCGAGCAAGUUGGAAGAAGCUAAUGCCGCAGAGCAGAGUGAUGGCGUUGCAACUGUUGCAGCAGCCACUACGGCCACUACAGCCACCAAUGUUGCGGAAGGCACCACCCAAGCCAACAAAGCUGCAGUCGAAGUAGUCGAAGUCGAAGCUCAAGCGACCAAGAAGGAUGAAAAUGCUGUGACAGUCAGCAGCAGCAGCAGCAGCAGUAUGAAGAAGAAACCUGUAUUAUUAAAUGCCACAGCUACUGCCAAGAGCAUUGAGAGCCCCGCAACUGCGCAUCCAGUGUCUACCGCUCGUGUCACAGCUACCAGCAAAUCAGAGGCGACUGCUGCUGCACCCACUAUCACCAUUGUGGAUGAAUCUGAUACGGCAAUGAGCUCUAGCAGCGAUGUGGUCAACAGCAGCAGCAUAGCGCCAGCUGCUGGUGCUGGCAACUCCACCUCGACCUCGAUCUCGACCUCAACGCUGUCGAGUAAUAGCAACAGCAACAGCAACAGCAACAGCGGCAGCAGCAGCAGCAGCAGCAGUGCACCCGCCAAAUCCACAACCAAUAAUCACACUGAAGCCGAUUGCGAAGAGGCUGCGUUGCCCACAUUAGCAACGUCUGCACCCAAACGCGACGCUAGUGAACUGAACACUGCCGAAUUGCCGCCUGCCAAAAAGGUUGCGCUCAAUGCUAGCGCCGAGUUCCUUGCUAAAUAAACAAUAGUCUGCGUUGCACAACGAUGGACAGUUGCAUGGAAGGAUGAAUUCAUGGAUGGAGAUGUGUUUUUGCCCAUCGGUUGUGGCGUGUGCUUGAAACCUUUUACUUUUUACAUUUACAUAGCAUAGUUACUCGCCUUAGCAUUGUAAGCGUCAUCGUCAAGCAGCCACACAACAAGUCGGAGAAAGUGAAGAAUGGUGAAAGCGAGUGAGAGAGAGAGAUAUAUAGAAGGAGAGAGCGAGAGAGGAGAAGGAGAGAGAUUGGGUGACAACAAGCGGCUGACAGUCACUUGUCCUCACUGGCUCGUUUAGUUAGUGGAUUUUUGUUGUUGUUGUUAAUUUCGCCCUUUUCAAAAUUUUUCAUACACAGCCAUUAAUUGUCGUGUCUCUUUAUUCACUUGGGCCGCAUUUAAAAGCAUGAUAAAUGGUUAAAUUAGUUAAAUAAUAGUUUGAUAGCAUCACAAAACAAAACAAAACACACACACACAACAUGUAAGUUGUGUGCUAAUCUAGACCUGAACGCAACUGCGUAGUUUCAAUAAGAUUAUGCAAAUAUGUACUUUCUUUUUUUUAUUUCGUUAAAAAUAUAUAUAUACCUAUGUGUGUAUGUGUUGUAAUUUGCAUGUCAAUAGACUUGAUUAUGUAUGCAUCUGUGCAGUUGAGCGCAUGCAUACUGACUACACAUACUCACAAAAAGAGAGACAUGCAUACAAAUAUACAUACAUAUAACAA